This is a messenger RNA of Triplophysa dalaica, 4298 nucleotides long. RefSeq names its product G protein-coupled receptor 52 (gene gpr52). Gene Ontology annotation, molecular function: G protein-coupled receptor activity. Lineage: Eukaryota; Metazoa; Chordata; Actinopteri; Cypriniformes; Nemacheilidae. Gene Ontology annotation, cellular component: membrane. Gene Ontology annotation, biological process: G protein-coupled receptor signaling pathway. The record is from RefSeq and is a predicted model, not a curated record. Bases 1211 to 2314 code for a protein of 367 amino acids. The transcript has 2 exons.
AAGAGGCAGACAUUGCCUCGCUUGGUCAUUGGUCUGUGUAGGAGAAUUGAAGCGGUGAAUACAAGGAGGAGAGGUCAUUGGAGAAAGCUAACAGGGGUGAUAGAGUGGUCUGAGGAUCUUCAACUCAUCUUUUGGGUGUUUCACGUCUUUCUUACGGAAUGUGCUUUACGAAGAGACUACUGGGUCUACCUCAGCAAAGCGUACUUCACAAGAAGCUUGGCAUACGUCUAAUCAUAUCGCUUGCAUAGACUGGCAUGCUGUCACAUCUCGAGUGGAUAUACAAAGCUUUCAUCCGUGGCUGAAUGUGAAACGCUCGGUCAGAACUGGAAAGACGUGGGAGGCAAAUGGGAUUCCCAUAUCAUGCUGUUGGUUCAUCAAAUCUAAAGACACUUUACUAUGAAGCACUUCUCUUCAUGUUUCUAUGAACUGCUUUUUAUACAACAUGCAUGAUGAAAGUUUGUGAAGUCAUUGGAUUGCGAGGAAAGCAAGACCAAAGGUGAUGCUGUGGACCCAGAAUAUGAUGCGUUAAUAAUUUUUACUGGAAAAACUUCACUGCAAGUGUACGUCAGGCUACUAUCAAUAGCUUGGGCAGAUUUUACACUCUACCCUUUGUUUUGCACCCUACAUUUGUUGUAUGAUGCAUGUGCGAUUACAAGACUUUUGCAAAUUGAAAUCAGGAUUUUGUGGCAUUCAGCAGUAGACAUAACUCAAGAACUAAAUUGAUAUUUGACAUUUAUAGUUUUCUAGUAACCAAUUUUUUAUAUGAAAGAACACAUCAUUUUUUUUAUUCAUCUUAUUCUAAUAAGCAUCGUCAGUUAUUCUUCAAGCCUGUCUCACGCUGUGCAUAUUCAACCUUAUGAGGACAUUUGAAGUAUUUGAUAGCUACCCAUAUGCUAGAUAAUCUGUGAGAACUAUACACAACAUUUCCAGUCUAGCUAGUUUUUAUAGUCUCGCUUAAAGAUGGAACUAUCCCUGCCUGACAAUUAUUGAACAGCUACAAAGCAUGACUGAUUUCAGAAAGCCUGGUGCCUUUUUUCUGUCUUUAUGGGCCUUAUUGAUUUUUGCCAUUGCUCAUUUCAUUGGGAAUCAGCCAUGUGAAAGACAGAAGUUACGGCAAAGAAGAUUGAGUUCUUCUUACUGAGACGAGAGGGGACAUCUGCACUGCGUUCAGGACAGCGGAACCUUAUCCAAGUGAACAGGCUCUGGAACAAUGAACCGAUCAGGCCCGAUCGAACCAGUCGCCACUGCAAAUGGCAGCCUCGGCGGUCAUUUCCUCAUGUCCCUAAACCAUUCCUGCCCUGUUGGCUGGGGACAGAACAAGGUCGUGGAGGCGUGCGUCUUGGAGACGGUCGUCAUCGUAUUGCUGACUGUACUCAUCAUAGCAGGGAAUUUGACUGUGAUCUUUGUGUUCCAUUGUGCGCCAUUGUUACACCAUUACACCACAAGCUACUUCAUCCAGACGAUGGCCUAUGCCGAUCUGUUGGUAGGUCUAAGCUGUCUGGUGCCCACCCUUUCUCUACUUCAUUAUCCAGCCGGAGUCCAAGAACCGCUUACCUGUCAGGUGUUCAGCUACGUUAUCUCCGUACUCAAGAGUGUUUCAAUGGCUUGCCUGGCUUGCAUUAGCGUGGACCGCUACUUAGCGAUUACCAAACCCCUGUCCUACAAUCAACUGGUAACACCUUGCCGUCUUCGUUGUUGCAUCGUCCUCAUAUGGAUCUACUCAUGCGUAGUGUUUCUUCCUUCUUUCUUUGGCUGGGGUAAGCCGGGGUACCACGGGGACAUCUUUGAAUGGUGUGCUCACUCUUGGCCCACUUCUGCGUUAUUUACCGGCUUCGUGGUCUGCCUGCUUUAUGCCCCGGCCACCUUAGUGGUCUGUUUCACCUACUUUCACAUCUUUCGGAUCUGCCAGCAACACAACCGUGAGAUCAGCGAACGAAGGGCACGCUUCCCGAGCCAGGAGAUGGAAACUGCAGAAGGGGGUAACCCCACGGGUCACGGGCCAGAUCGGCGGUACGCAAUGGUGCUCUUUCGGAUCACCAGCGUCUUCUACAUGCUGUGGCUCCCCUACAUUUUCUACUUCAUUCUGGAGAGCUCCAAUGUGUUGGAAAGUCCUGCUCUCUCCUUCGUGACCACCUGGUUGGCGAUUAGCAACAGCUUCUGCAACUGCGUCAUUUACAGUCUGUCCAACAGCGUGUUCCGGUUGGGGAUGCGGAGGCUCUCGCAGACGCUCUGCUCUUUCAGCCCCUGCGCUCACGAUGACAAGGACUUCGGAGAGCCAAAACCGAGAAAAAGAGCCAAUUCUUGCUCCAUUUGAAGAUCUGUAGAGGAUUGCUUGGAUCAGUCUUAAGCUGCUAACUGUUGUCAGGAUUUGGUCCAGACUUUUAUUUAAACAUUAACGAAAACUUGAUAGAUUUUUACCAGAUUGACUGUUACACAUGCCAAGCUAGAAAACUCAUCUCUCACAAAAGAAGAAUUUUUGAAGUUAUUGUAUUAUAAACAUUCCCUGUAAAUACUGACGUGACAGCUGCCUUGUUCUUACAAGUUAACAAAUAAAUACAACGUAAACUCAACGUAAUUACAACUUAAUGGUCAUUGGUCACAACCGGUUUGGUUUGCAGUCUUUAGAGAGUUUGUGAGAAAAUGUAAAGCAAAGGUGAAGGUUCGAAGCAAUUGUUUGUUAAAGCUCUCACUCAAUUUAGAGCACACUUGCUAUUUUUAGUCGCAUUACCCAUUUCGUAGAAUUGGUUGUUUUGAUGUUUGUAGAGUUAGUUUGUCACAGCCGUAACCCUACACGGAUGCUUUUCAAAUGGACAAUGGAUUAAAGACCUUGUUGAGGUCUUGAGCUUUGUGACUUUGAAAUUAGCCAGUGUGUUUUCACUUAAAAUGCGGCUAAAACAAAUAAUGUAACGUGGGACCAAUGAAUCUUGUCAAACGCGAUGUAGCAAAGGGUAAAACCAGUCAAUCCAAGUGUUUUUUCAAACCUUUAUUCUAGAUCUGAUGUUUUUGAAGGAAAUCGUGACGUUUCGCACAACAUGGACUACGCCUGCAGCGGUUGUGAACUGUACUUUAGAUGACCAGUGGUGUGAAGCCUUAGCUGUUUGUAAUUAGACCUAUUUGCCUGCAGUGACCCUUUGAGAAACAUGCGACACAGCAUGUUUUAGUUUUCAAUGUUUUCUUUUGCUGAAUCAGCUUGUUUGUUGCUUGUUUUUCACUCUGCUGUAUGAAUGUCUAAAAUCGAUUAAUUUAUCCUAUUUAUGUUUUCUCUGUCUCCUAAAAUUUAUAUUAAAUUGAAGCUAUAUUUACAUUUGUUUAUCUUUAUAGUUUUUUUUAUAAUUUACUUUUUGUUUUUACUGGCUUGAAAGCUGUAGAUAAAGAUAUCAAGUUUUAUUUUUUUAUUGGGUUCUGUCGUCCAAUUAAAUUUUUCAGCAAUUUAUUCUAUUCUUUUACAUCCCCAAAUUUUUACAUUUUAAAUUAUAUCCCCACUAGAGAUGCACCGAUAUAUUGACCAAUAACCAUUUUCGGUCGAUAAAGGCAAUUCUUCACGCCAUCGUCCAAUAGUUUAAAAACAGCCGAUGAUCAGGACCGAUAUAUUUCCCUUCAAUCAAAAUCCGAAUUGGCAAAUGGUACUCUGAAUAAUCGGCUAUCAGUAUCGGUGGAAAAAAUUGAUAUCGGUGCAUCUCUACUCUUUACCUUAUUACAUACUCCCUUUGCUUCUAUUAUGUAAUUAAUUUUAAAUGAACCCUCUGUUUUAAGUUGCCAUAAGCAAAGGUCAUCUUUUGACUUUGCAAAAUAUGAUCAUGAAAGCCAUUAUUUUUAUGAUACAGAUUAUAUAUGGCUGCUGCUUAGGACGGCAUUAGGAGCAACACGUAUUGCUCAUUGUAGGAUUGGUGUGUUAGUCACAUAUUUUAGUUACCUUAAUAUUUGUAAUACUUUACAAUGAUGUUUUAAUUCAUUUACAUUGGUUAAUGCAUCAGGUAUCUACAACAGACCAGUAUUGUUAAUUCAUUGUACCAAUUGCGUUAACCAAUGUUAAUGUAUUACAUUUAUUGUAAAGUGUUACCAUUGUUUAUGAAUUUAAACAAAUUUAAAUGCUGAAUCUCUCAGCUCAGAGUGCAACUAGGAUAGGUGAUGUGCAUUAGAUAAUGAAGAAAAGGCAAAACUUGAAAUUAGCUAUUUAUUUAUUUUUUAAUGGAUGUAAAAAUUAGCUAGUAUACUCUUUGCUACUGAUGAUUGAUGACUAAAAUCAUGAACCCAUGACAUAUCUGAUGAUGUCAAAUUCUAUCGUGAUGUAUGUUUUU